AUGAUCAGAACAGUUGAUGGAUUAAUUCAUAGAGUAAUAAAACGAAGAGAGUUAGGCCGGUAUCCAGGAGGUGUAGAUGGUGUAGGAGGAGGAGGGAGUAGAUCUCCUAGGUAUGAGACUCCACCAGGGACUCCACCUCCUCCCUAUAACCCUGGGCAGGAUCCUGCUCAUCUUCUCACAUGGGGCGGUCUCACAGGAACUAAUAUUAUGACAAUGGAUGACAGUGAUGAUGAUGAUGACAUGAAACCUGUACUUCCACCGGAAGGAGAUCAUGGACCCUUUAAUAGUCUUCCGGAUUUACUACAGCAGGGAGCUCAUCUAGCUGUAUUCUUGAACUAUAUCCUAUCCAAUGCUGCAGACCCUGCUCCUCUAUUCUUUUACCUGAUCACAGAUGCGUACAAACAGGGUACUACAAAGGAAAUGCGGAAAUGGGCUUACGAGAUACACUCUUGCUUCCUGGUUCCCAGAUCCCCACUAGAACUACAGAAUAUUGAUCCAAAGAUAAUCCAGAGCAUUGACACUUUUCUAGCCGAAGAACAGGAGCGUGAAGAGAGUUUACGAAAAAUGUUCUGGAAAGUGCGGCAAAAAGCGCGCGAUGUUCUUAAAAUCCAGUUGGACGAUUUUAGGGCCAAACGCUCAGCAGGAAUGGGAAACAUCUAUGGCCCCCCUGAGCAUGAGUUAAGGGCAGCUGAGGAGAAUCCUUUAAAAAGAAAUCAGAUUAUAGAAGACACUCUUCUUCCCCUCUUUGAUACAAUGGCAGAUGAUUUCGAGAGCGCAACUGACAAAAAUGCUACUCUCUGCUCUUCUCUGGCUACUCUUCUUCUAAAAACUUUCCAGAUACGGAAUACACAGGCACUGAGCACUAUAGAGAAGAUUCCAACCUUUGUUUCCAAGGAGAAGAAACGAGAUAAAUAUUUUGGUUUGAGGAAAAAGGAUUUAACAGUCAAGGGACAUAAUUUUGUUCUUAGGCAAUACGAUCAGGUAACCUACUGUAUCCAGAGUCAGGAGAUAAUCUGGGGUAUUGCCCCCCAGGGGUAUAGAUGUCAGAACUGUGAUUACGAUGUACAUAAGAAGAUUGUGCACCAGGUUGAGGAGGCAUGUGUGGGACCAACUAAGGAUAAAGACAAAAGAAAACGAACUUCUCUUCUUAAUCUGGGUUUCCCUAGUAAACUUAUAUCUUCUAAGGAUCAGCUCCAGGUGGAUCCUGGAGGUAGGAAGAUGAGUUCUAUAUCUCCGGGUGCAAGUUUCCGUGGAGCUGGAGAUCUCCCUGCUGCAGCAUCAUUCAGAAGUUAUACAAGUGAACCAAUUUCAUCCGAGGAUCAAACUGAUGAAGCAACUAAACCUUCCAGGUUAAGUAUGAACCUGGAGGGUGAGAGAAUGCAGUUGUUAAAUUCAGCUGCAAUCAAGCUUGGUGACAUGAGUAGACCGGAAGUUGAUGGACCGGAUGUUCGGUUACGANUUUAA
This is a messenger RNA of Eurytemora carolleeae, 1464 nucleotides long. RefSeq lists its product as uncharacterized. Gene Ontology annotation, biological process: G protein-coupled receptor signaling pathway. Lineage: Eukaryota; Metazoa; Arthropoda; Copepoda; Calanoida; Temoridae. The record is from RefSeq and is a predicted model, not a curated record. Gene Ontology annotation, molecular function: guanyl-nucleotide exchange factor activity; G protein-coupled receptor binding. The transcript has 17 exons. Gene Ontology annotation, cellular component: cytoplasm. The coding region runs from base 1 to 1464 and encodes 487 amino acids.